This is a messenger RNA of Marasmius oreades (fairy-ring Marasmius), 3309 nucleotides long. RefSeq lists its product as uncharacterized. Gene Ontology annotation, molecular function: helicase activity. The transcript has 14 exons. Bases 1 to 3309 code for a protein of 1102 amino acids. Gene Ontology annotation, biological process: vesicle-mediated transport. The record is from RefSeq and is a predicted model, not a curated record. NCBI's taxonomy places the organism in Eukaryota, Fungi, Basidiomycota, Agaricomycetes, Agaricales, Marasmiaceae.
AUGUCGAACAAAGGCUGGUUUAAUCUCGAGACCGCAGGUGCAGGAAUACCUGAAACGCAGUUCUUUGAGGGAGAUUCGGCGUUCAAAUUCUUAGGUCUUUCAAGGAAACAACGUUUAUAUGGCUUCAUUGCUUGCCUUGCAGUCGGUUUCCUUUUGAGUUUGUUGGGUACUAUCUUGCUGGUUCUGAGCUUCAUAGUUCUCUUUGCUAUUCUGUAUGCUCUGGCUACCGUCGUGGCACUACUCGGAACGGGAUUCUUGAUUGGAUUCUUCAAACAGUUGAAGCUGAUGUUCAAACCCGUGCGAAUAGUUGCAACAAUAAUCUUCCUGGGUUCCAUCGGACUUGUCUUUGUUGGGGCGUUUGUCAUCGGAAACGGGAUUCUUUGCAUCGUCUUCGUCAUAAUACAAUACCUGGCCUACACCUGGUACACACUGUCCUACAUACCAUAUGCUCGUUCCGCAGUUUUGAAAGCAAAGUCGUUCCAUUUUACCCUUCUUUUCCAUUUUCGAUCCUUCCAACCCAACCUCGCACUCAAAUUACAUCAAGGAGCCCUACCUCGACCCGCAAGUUCAUUAGCCAUUUCCCCGGAGCCGAUUUCGCCCCUUUACGCGACCUCAAACUUUAUACCCAAUGGUAGCUUUGCCCCAGAUUCUCUUCCUUUAACAACAUAUCGCUAUGACUGGAGGAUACGGCUCAAAAAUCGUUUCAAGACAGUAUCUACGGGUUCAACUCUUGACUUAGUGGAAGAACCUCAAAAAAAAGUUCCAUUUGUCAGACGGAUCAAACCACCACCAUCCACUUUAGAACCUCACGAACCCUUUUAUGAUGCGGUACAGAACUACCAGGAACGCUUUAUACCGCUUUUACGCGCUGAGCAAGAACAAGAAGAAUCGGUUCUUCGAGAACGUUUGAGCACAUGGUCUCUGGCGAAACUUAAGGAGGAAGGUUAUACCCUAACUGGGCUGAGCGCGUAUUGGCAGAAGGAGACGCGUUUCGGUCGUCCCGUUGCUUCGUUUCUUUUGGGACCAGGAUUAAUUCUUCCUGAACACAAGUUCUUGAAUGGAAAUCAAAUCCUUUUGUCUCGUAUCGACCCCCUCCAAGAAGAACCCACCCGCGGCUCCAUUAUCUCUAGUACCACUUCUCAGCUCAGCGUAUCUUUCAACGAUCCUGUUGACUUAGAUGCAGCAGAGAAUGGAUGGCGAAUCGACCUUGGGCAGUCUCAGUACAUUUUCAACUUGAUGAAGGAAGCCGUGUGUGCAUUCAACCAAGACGUAGCGGCUCAGGAGGCAACACAGUCGAUGGCAGAGGGAUAUAACCGACAAUAUAUUCUCCAUGGUACGCAUCUUCGAGAUGUAUUGCUACAGUCUUUCGUACCCUCCGAACGUCCACACAGCCAUAGACCUCUGCAAAGUCCCGACGACCGAGAUUAUGUUGACCAGUCCGUCAUAGACCAUGGAUACCACUACGGCUCUUUAGAUUCUCAAGAUUCGGUUGAGGAAACAUCCAAAAUUGACCUACCAAAGUCGAAUAUGAGUGGAGUCUUUCAAAAUAAUAUGUUGAUACAUUCGUGGGCGGCCCGAUACUCGAAACCUAAUCCAGUGGUCGUCGAAGGUGAUCCAGCGCUCGAUGGUCUCAAUGAAUCGCAAAAGAGGGCUAUAGCCAUGAUGAUCGGAGAGAGAAUCAGCUUGGUGCAAGGGGUACAUCUCUCGAUUCUAUAUCCGAACCCUUUUCUCAUCACAAAUUUCAAGCCUCCCGGUACAGGAAAGACGAAAACAAUCAUCGAAACCAUCAAGGUACUCAAAUCGCAUUUUCAAGUGCCAGAACCGAUUCUCGUGUGCACAUAUACAAACGUGGCCGUGGACAAUCUCGUGGAAGGAUUGGCAACUGCGGGGUUGCGACCUCUUCGAGCCUCAUCUGCAGGCAAAGUUCGACCCGGCUUACAGGAGCACACUUUGGACUACAAGAUGGAGAAACACCCGCUUCAUCCGGAGCUCAAGUCCUUAUUUGGGAGGAAGCAAACACAGGAGAAAGAUUUGGAUGGCGUUCGUGAUAUGUUGGCUGAGCUAAGGACGAAAGAGUUUAUGGGAACCGCGUCAGAUCGAGAGGUGAAGCGUGCGCAGAGAAUACAAGAGGAUAUAGUCAGAAAAGAAAGAGUGUACACUGUCACAAAAAAGCGUUUAUUCGGGUUAGAGCAGAGAAUACGGAAAGAGAUUUUGGAUGAGGCGGAUGUCCUUUGCACCACUUGCUUAACUGCCGCCUCGAUGAGUCUGAACUUGGUCGAUUUUCCCGUCGUAUUCCUAGAUGAAGCAUCGAUGUCAACUGAACCAGCGUCUUUGAUUCCAAUCAUGAAAGGCUCUCGGCACCUUGCCUUGAUUGGGGACCAUAAACAACUCCCUCCUGUCAUUGUUAGUCCUGAAGCUCAAGCAAUGGGGCUGGGUAUAAGUCUGUUCGAAAGACUCACACAGGAAGGCGUUGUCCCAUCGAUCAUGCUAAACAUACAGUACCGUAUGCAUCCCGCUAUCUCCCUCUUCCCCUCUCACGAAUUCUACAACUAUUCUUUGCAAGACGGCACCGUUGACCGCUCCGGGUAUAUAAGCCCUCGACUUCUUCCUCCCAACGUGUCUCCGGCUCUGUUACCUCCAAGCAUUGUGUCGAUUUCUGAGCGGGAGGCGAUAUCUACCAGUCGGCCGCCUGUCAUCUUUCUGGAUCAUACUGGGAACGAAUCCCUCAAAGCUAAGAGUAGAGUCAAUUGGGGGGAAGCUCAUAUUGUGGCUGCUGUAGUGGAGGAUUUACUUUUGAACAAUGAUGACCUGUCUGGACAAGACAUCGGAAUCAUCGCGCCAUACGUUGCCCAGAUAUCACUGCUCACGCGUCUAUUCAACUCCGAUCCCAAGUACGAACAACGGUUCCGCUCUGUCUUGGGUGAUUAUCGUGCAAUGCAGUUGAGUCAAAUAGAGAUCAAGACGGUGGACGGCUUCGAAGGCAGGCAGAAGGAGGUCAUCAUCUUUUCCACUGUGCGGAAUAAUGCUGGUGGAUAUAUCGGCUUUUUGGCCGACAGAAGGCGACUGAACGUGGGACUGACGAGGGCGAAAAGAGGUCUUUUCGUUGUAGGAAGUGUAAACACUUUGAAAGCCGGCAGAACACAGGAGCCUGGGAAGGGAGCGGAGAGUUGGAAACGGUAUAUUCAGUACCUGACGGAACAAGGGCUGAUAUUGAAUCUGGACGGGGAUUCAUUGGCUAAGGUGUUGUAUGGGAAUGUAAACGCUGUGAACGGAGGAAGCAGUAUGACGGAAAUGAAGCAGAUGUACUAA